AAUACGAAGCCAGAACCGACCAAAAAUAAAAUCUCGGAAACAUACAAAAGCGGAUUUGGAAAUAUAGAAUCGGGAAAUAUCUCGACACCGUCAUCCUAGCUACCUCACCCGGGAAGCACCGUAGCGCGCGCCAUGGCCACUCUCUUGGGCAGCUCGCCGGCGUUCCUCGCCCGCCCCGUCGCCAAGCCGCACAGCAUCUCCUGCGCGCAGGUCCCGCGCCCGCCCAGCGCCCAGAACCAGCCGCCGCCCGGCGAGCAGCCGCAGCAGCAGCAAUCCGUGCAGGCGCAGCCGCAGCAGGCGGCGAGGCCGAAGCGCGCGGGCGGCGCGGACUCCACGGACUGGGUGGCCUCGUCGCUGACGCGGCGGUUCGGUAUCGGCGCCGGGCUGGCGUGGGCCGGGUUCCUCGCCGUCGGCGUCGUGUCCGAGCAGCUCAAGACCCGCUUCGAGGUCGCCCAGCAGCAGGCCAACACCAAGGACGUGGAGCAGGAGCAGGAGGUCGUGCUCCCCAACGGGAUCCGGUACUACGAGCUGCGCGUCGGCGGCGGCGACGCCCCGCGCCCCGGCGACCUGGUGGUGAUCGACCUGCAGGGCCGGGUGGCCGGCGGCGGGGAGGCGUUCGUGGACACGUUCGGCGAGGGCAAGCGGCCGCUGGCGCUGGUGAUGGGGUCCCGGCCCUACACCAGGGGCAUGUGCGAGGGCGUCGAGUACGCGCUGCGCUCCAUGAGGGCCGGCGGCAAGCGGCGGGUGGUCGUGCCGCCGGGGCUCGGGUUCGGCGACGACGGCGCCGACUUCGGGGAGGAGCACGUGCAGAUACCGCCCGGCGCCACGCUCGAGUACGUCGUGCAGGUCGACAAGGUAUCCAUCGCGCCGGCGUGAGGCGCGACUGAGGCGCGAGUAGAUACAUCACAGUUCUGUGUUGCCAUGAGACGAGUUUCUACUCGAUUGUUUCACACUGCUAUCUCGUUAAAUGAAUUGUUUUUGGGAAUUUCUCUGCUUCCCCUGGCUU
This is a messenger RNA of Panicum virgatum (switchgrass), 1006 nucleotides long. Its product is annotated as peptidyl-prolyl cis-trans isomerase FKBP17-2, chloroplastic-like. The coding region runs from base 133 to 876 and encodes 247 amino acids. Gene Ontology annotation, molecular function: peptidyl-prolyl cis-trans isomerase activity. The record is from RefSeq and is a predicted model, not a curated record. Gene Ontology annotation, cellular component: chloroplast. The transcript is spliced from 2 exons. NCBI's taxonomy places the organism in Eukaryota, Viridiplantae, Streptophyta, Magnoliopsida, Poales, Poaceae.